CUUCUCGCUCUUGCAGCUUUUCGUAGAAGAUCGCGAUAUAACGAUCUCUUAAAAAUGACAGAUCGUCAGCUUUGGAGAUCGUACGACGGUUUUUUAUCGUCAUAUCGCCCAGCCCUAGAUGGAAUUAUUCUAGAUCAGGAUGAAUCUUUCAAGAAGCGAGUGUUUCUGAAUAACAGUCAGAUGAAGGAUGGAGAUCUGUCUGUGGUUCUGAAGAACGUGAAGAUUGAAGAUUCUGGAACAUACAUGUGUAGAAUCCUAACGAGAAAUGAUCCACAUUGAAAACUGAAUCUGAUCUCCAGCAUCAAUUUGUCGGUGUCUCCUCCUCCUCCAGGUGAGCAUUGAGAGUAUGUGUCUCUACCUCCUCUUUCUCCUCCUCCUCUUCCUCCUCCUCCUCCUCCUUUUCCUCCCCCUCUUCCUGAAAGGUCUCAGAUCAGACGUGUAUUCUGAAGAUGUUGUUGAUGAGACUCAAGGCGAGUCAAGGUUCAAAUUGGACAUCGCCACACAACAAAAGGCAAUAGAGAUGCUUCCAAGCCUUCAGUGACUGAAAGACCUAUUCAAAAACUAGUAGUUGCCCUAGAAAGUAACUAGGUGAACUAACUUACUGAUACUGCCUCUACAACAAAAUACACAGGAUUUUUCGUAGCUUUCCAUUUAAGGGCUGUUCAUUGUUGUUUUGUUAUAAAUCAAGCUUGAUUCACUUCCUUCAUCUGAGCAUGGUUGGUGGGAGUGUAAAGGACCGGAAUUACGCCAACUUCCGGUAAACACCGGAAGUUGUGUUUUGUUUCCGGCAGCUUGACAUGCGCGGUUCUCUAGAAACUUUAGCGUCUUCUCAUUGACAUUCGGUGUGUUUGAGAUGAUCCAGCACCUCACCUGGAUCGUCGGUGAGACCAGACGGCUAAAGGCGGGUAAAUCGUCUGCGAUGAUGAACAGGAAGACUGAACCAGGACAGGAAGUUGGAGUUUUACCUUAACAUUCAGUUGAAUUUAAAUAUUCCUCUUCCCCCUAAUAUGAUCUGAGCUGUUAUGUGUUUGAUAUUAAUGAUUUAAUGUUUUGUAUUGUGUUUAUUUUUAUCAACAUGUAUUGUAAUUGAUAUUUUUAUUGUUUAUUCUUAGCUUUUAUGUAGAUAAUCAUAACAUCAGUUCAUGACAACAGAUGAAAAACAGCUGCUGUGUUCAUUUAAUGUGAAAUGUUCCAGAAAAAUACAUAAAAUUGAAAAUAAAGUGAACUUUUAACUGUCAGGACACCAUUUCCCCUAAUGCAUUGUUCUGUUGUCUCACACUACCCAACAUGCAUCUGAAACACGCCUAUGACUGUCAUAACACGCCUACCUACACAGCUCACCUCACAGGUGAGUUCAGGUAAGGUAGGUGGAGCUCCAAAGUAAAACUCGGCUGUGAUGGCGCUCCUCGGUUCGGCUCUUUUCCUCGUUCUGGUCGGUUCGUCUGUUUCUGGAACAUCAGGUCUGAAGAUCAAUGCUGGAUCUGGACAGAACGUCACUCUACCAUGUAGAGAUCCAAAUAGCAACAGGAUUUUGUUUUUAGAAUGGACAAAACCAAACCUGAAAUGGCCAGAAGUGUUGUACUCUUGCAAUAAUGACGGAGUUCCUGGAGACCAGGAUGAAUAUUUCAAGAACCGAGUGUUUCUGAAGAACAGUCAGAUGAAGGAUGGAGAUCUGUCUGUGGUUCUGAAGAACGUGACCGUUAAUGAGACUGGAAUAUAUGAGUGUAACGUCACAUAUGAAAAUGAUCCACAGAGAGAAAGUAAGCUGAUCUCCACCAUCAGUCUGGUUGUGUUUCCUCCAGAUCUGAAUAUCACUGCUGAAACUGGAGAUGACGUCACUCUGAGAUGUGAAGAUACAAACGUCAACAAGGUUUCAGUUUUAAACUGGACCAGAACUGACCAGCAGGGGAAUGGAGAAUACGUGUCUUUUAGAAUGAUAACCCCUAAUGAUCGUAAUGGUCAACCUGAAUCUUUCCUGAACCGAGUGUCUCUAAAUAACAGUCAGAUGAAGGACAGAGAUCUGUCUGUGGUUCUGAAGAACGUCACCAUUAACGACACUGGAAUUUACAUGUGUAGAGUUAAACGACAAAAGGGAAGCAAACGCAAGAGAUCAGCUGAUCAACCUCCUCUCUCCAUCAUCAGUCUGUCUGUGUCUCCUCCAGGAGAGGAAGGAGAACAGGGAGGACUCAGUUAUGAUCGUCUUGGUCUGAUCGCUUUGUUGGGUCUUCUUCUUACUGUUCUGGUUCUGGCUCCUGUUGUUGUCUGGAUCUGCAAGAAGAGAAGCGGUUCCAACCAAAGUUCUGGUGGUUCCAACAACCAGGAAAAUCCUGACCGUGAUCCUCUGAUCUAAGAUUCUAAAGCAAAGACAAAACUAUCAAAUUCAGUCCUGUGGAGGAGCGUCUGACCUCAGCACCAAAGACUCAUCAAUGACUCUCAGCAUGAAGGUGAUGAUCGGGUCUGAACCGCUGAACGGAUCCAGAGUGCAGCUGGUUCCACCAUCAAGAACCGGGUCUCAGAUUCAGUCAGACUGGACUAACUCAUCCAGAGUCUGGUUCUGAUGGAGGUUAGAGCUCUGCAGUCUGGAGGAAGUAGUGAGGGUCAGAACCGCUGAGCAUCAUGGGUAAUCCCUCGAUCCAACAGCAUCAGACAGCGACAUCAUCCAUGAACUGUACUGUGUGUUUAUGUUUGUUUGUUUAUUUAGUGUUUAUUGUGUUGUGGUUUAAACAUGCUGAUACUACGACUUCAUUUAUUUACAGGAUUAUUAAAGGAAAUCUGAAUCUCUUCUUCUAUGAAGGUCUUACAGUUUAAGUGAACAUCAUUUAAUGUCAGAACAAUGUUUGUUUACUGUGAUGUAAAGUGUAAAUACAGAAAAUCUAGAGUUUCUCUGGA
Messenger RNA from Oryzias melastigma (Indian medaka), 2889 nucleotides. RefSeq names its product junctional adhesion molecule-like. The transcript is spliced from 5 exons. Gene Ontology annotation, biological process: cellular response to lipopolysaccharide; cell surface receptor signaling pathway; regulation of ventricular cardiac muscle cell membrane repolarization. Bases 1397 to 2350 code for a protein of 317 amino acids. The record is from RefSeq and is a predicted model, not a curated record. Gene Ontology annotation, molecular function: sodium channel regulator activity; transmembrane transporter binding. Lineage: Eukaryota; Metazoa; Chordata; Actinopteri; Beloniformes; Adrianichthyidae. Gene Ontology annotation, cellular component: voltage-gated sodium channel complex; membrane; external side of plasma membrane.